AAUGAAGUAAUAGCUAGUAUGAGUAUCCAAAUCCGUUCCUUUCCACCGAAUGCAAGGUCUGCGAAAGAAUAUCAGGAUUUAGGACUCGGAGGAGAAGACCGCUGACCGCCACUUCCUCAUCGUCUUCACACCUUUGUUUUCUAUUGCUAGGAUUCAGUUCAAUUCAACUGACUGGAAUCUGAAAAUCCAUGAGUGGGCAUCAUCACCACCAUCAUCAUCCACCUCCACCUCAUCAUCAUCAUCCACCUCCACCUCCAGGGCAUCGAUCACCACAUCCACCGGGCCCGGGGCAUCCGCCUAUUGGUCUCCCACCGCCACCACCAGCACAUCGCCAUCAGCAUCCUCCACCUCCUCACGGUUAUCAAGGUUACUUCAUCCCUCCACCUACAUACCCCCACCGCCAUGAAUAUUAUUAUGAUUCUGGACCUGGUUGCUCUUCUGUGCUAAGGGGCUGCAUUUUCGACUAUUGGUUGCUGACUUGGAAAAGGUAAUCUGAUUGAAAAGGCACACCAGAUCUAACAAAAUAAUAGGGAAACAAAAAAACACCUUUGAGGUGCCAAUUUUUGUAUUUUCACAGGUAAAUUGGUCGUUGAUCUCAACUGGACAUAUAAAAUUGAAUUGAACUUGAUCUUGUUCUUGAAUAUGAUUAUUUCCCAUUGCAAUUAGAGAAAAUACACAAGAUUUUGUAAUUUACAAGACAUACCUUCUCUACAUUUUCUUCUAAUAUAUGUACACAACUAGGAUUCCAGUUAGCAAUUGGGUUUAGAUAAACAGGUUGAAAACUUCCCAAACUAACCCAACAGUUAGAUAAUGGGUCGACUCUUGACUCAUUUAUUUUUAUUUUCCAUUCCAACUUGUUAGAUAAACACGUUAGACCUGGUUUGACCCAAUUUAUUUUCAAAGUUUACAUAUUAUACAAAAAUUGAUUAGACUAUAAUAUAUAAUAGGUUACCCAAAUAGUUGUUCAUGACUUCAAGGUUAAAGAUACACAACUACAAUCACAAAUCAUUUGUUCAAACAACAUUCUAAAUAACAUGCAAAUUACAAAAUUACAAAGUUGUGAAUAAGUCUUGAAUUGGAAGUCAAAACUAAAAGCCGAAACUAGAAAUCAGAAUUAAACUAGUUUCAAAAUAGAAGUAACUUAUUAAUUGAAGCUGAAGUAUUGUAUAGAUGGAGGUAGAAGGUUUUUUAACCAAUGGAGACUCCGGGAAAGCUGAGGGUUUAGGAAUUUUGGUUAUAUUAUAAGAAACUAAAAUUUAAUAUUGUAUAAAAUAUAAAUAAAAUAGAAGUAUUUAUUUAAACGGGUUGGAGGAUCAAAUUAUUAAGAGUAAGUUACUGAAAUCGUCUUUAUGGUUUGGUCAAAAUUACACGUUUGGUCUCUAACUUCUUUUUUGCAUUCGGAUCGCCCCUAUGAUUUGAUUUUGUUGCGUUUUUCAUCCCUAUGGUUUGGUCAAAAUUGCACGUUUGGUCUCUAACUUUAUGUAUGUAAGGGACGAAAAGCGCAAUAAAAUCAAACCACAAAAACGAUUCGAGUGCAAAAAAAAAAAGUUAGAGACCAAACAUGUAAUUUUAACCAAACCAUAGGGACGAUUGCAGUAAUUUACUCGAUUAUUAAUUCACUCAAAGCCAGCCUAUUUAACGGUGGAUCAAAUUAUUAAUUUACUCUGGUUGAUGAGCUAUUUUAACUGGCCUAUUCUAGGUAAGAUAAUUAAAUGCGAAUAAAUAGACAUAAUAAUCUAAUUAUAUACAUGGCUACAAUAGUAGAAAAAUUCCCAAUAUUCUACCCAUGACAUUCACAUAAUAUGUUGAGCAAUUUACUCUUGACUUACACAUGUUCCAUUUUCUUCUGCAUUUGAAUUUGGAUUUCAACUCUCUAGAAUAAAAAGAAAAGCAAAUGUACACUAAUAUCUAAGAUGUCUAAAAUCAAGUGUAUAGUUUACUGUUUGAAAUGAAUUUGAGGAAUUUAGUAAAUUCUAUUUAAAACUAAUAACAUGAAGGUCUAACAUGAAUAUCACAUUUUUUGCUAAAAUAAGACCGAAUUGU
Messenger RNA from Lactuca sativa (garden lettuce), 2043 nucleotides. Lineage: Eukaryota; Viridiplantae; Streptophyta; Magnoliopsida; Asterales; Asteraceae. The record is from RefSeq and is a predicted model, not a curated record.